Molecule: messenger RNA, 249 nt
Organism: Rotaria sordida
Lineage: Eukaryota; Metazoa; Rotifera; Eurotatoria; Philodinida; Philodinidae
Source: the annotation of a GenBank genome assembly
AUGAAUGUUACCAUGAACAUAAUUAUUCCGACCAUAAUCAUUCGUCCUUAUCCAAAUUUACCAUUAACAGAGCAAGUUAUGUAUGAUUUAAAAAAUAAUAUGAGAAAAGCAAAUGAAAUGAAUGAUUUUGUUGAUGAUGAUGAUGAUGAUUAUAAUGAAGAUGAUGAUAUUGAAAUUAGUGAACCAUUAACAACAUCUACGAAAUCAACAACAACAACAACAACAUUGGAAAUAAAUAUUGUUAAUUGA